UAUUGUAUACGUAUACAGUAUUUAUUAUGGAGGACGAUCUGAUGCCGGGCGAUGACAUUCACAUAGAGCCGGUUCAGCAGGGUCCACGACGGAGACAGCGACCGCCUGUGGAUACGUUGCAGGGGCAUCCCUAUCUAGAGUUUCCCGACGGCACUGACGCCGCCCGUCAUUGCCAGAAGCUUAGGAGGAUGCACGUUGGAUCGCAUGCAUCGAUCGACUGGGAUGCGAUGGAGGAGAUUGCUGAGACGCCGAGAGUGCGUCGGUUUAUACCUAUCGAUUCGCCGUGGCAUCGUCUUUUUGAUUUGGCGCACACGCCGACCUACAGGGAGCUGCUGGUCGAGUUCAUUUCGUCAUUCACAUUUCACCCUCCUGGGGAGCCAGUGCCGAUUCCGUACCCAGGUGCUCCCCCUCCGCCUGAGGUUUCUUUCAGGCUUGCUGGCGUUCAGCGUUCGAUGACGCUAGCAGAGUUUGCGGUGCGCUGUGGUUUAUACAUGCAGGAGGAGAUCGAGACUGAGAUCUACACAGCGGGGCUAGUGGUGGUUGAAAAACCCACUCUUGUUGGGUUUUGGCAGGUGAUUGCGGGGGCGGAUCAUUGGGAGCAUGACAAGUCGAAGGGGAGGGUGUCGUUUGUUAGCGACCCACUAUACAGGUAUCUGCACCAUUUGCUCGCCACUUCUAUAUCAGCGCGCGGCUACAGCCGUGAGUGGUGUACGACCACAGAUCUUUUUUUCCUAUAUUGUUUGUUGUAUAGGAGGCUGUGCGCGCUAGCACACGGUCUAGCCCAGUACUUCGCCUCCGGCCAUCACCGGCAGGAGCGCGGAUUUUUGUAUGGCGGGGCGUACGUGACCGUCAUUGCCCGUUCAUUGGGCCUCGUACCACAUCAGGACCCACAUCUACGGACGCCGGCCAUCAUGCCGACGCGGAUGGGUAUGCAGUCGCUAUGGGGGAUGAGGGUUAUCAAGAGGUUCCCGGUUGGCCCGCGGUUUAAAAACCGCGAGGGGGGCGUAUGGAGAGAGGAGGCCCUACCAGAGCAUUUCGAGGACGUUCAUCCUCCUGCAGAUCCUGCUGAUGUAGUGCCCGUGGAGGACCCUCCGGAGGAUCUAGACGGUGCAGCGGUGCCACAGCCACCGCCACCUGCCGGGGCACCUCAGUUUCCACGUCACGUUAUUCGAGGUGGUGCCCCAGGAGCUGCGCUACAUCCGGAUGUACGAGCCAGGCUUGACAGGCUCGACGAUUUGGUAGGUUGGUUGGUACGGGCGGAGCAGGAUAGACGAGAGAGAGAGGGAUUACCCCCGAUACCGCUUCCACCGGUUCGAGCACCACAUCAGCAGCAGCAGCCGCAGCAGCCGCACCAGCCGCAGCAGCAGCAUCAGGAUUCAGAUUCGGAUUUGGAUGCAUAGACCUGUUGUUGUUUUUAUUGUUAUUGUGGAUGUACAAACUUAUCUUCUAUAUUUUUGUUAUGGAUGUAAACAGUUAUCUUAUAUAUGUCAUAUUUAUGUUUGUUUUCAGUUAUUCGGUUACUCAAUGAUUGUUCUCUUAAAUUUAGAUAAUACGGAAACAAUAUAACCCCUGAAUAUAAUACGGAAACAAUAUUUGAAAGAAAUAAAAUUUUAAUCGAAAGAAUAAUAUUUAAAAAAGUAAAAUGUUAAAAACAAUA
Helianthus annuus (common sunflower) is the source of this 1657-nucleotide messenger RNA. RefSeq lists its product as uncharacterized. The record is from RefSeq and is a predicted model, not a curated record. The transcript has 3 exons. The coding region runs from base 27 to 1400 and encodes 457 amino acids. Lineage: Eukaryota; Viridiplantae; Streptophyta; Magnoliopsida; Asterales; Asteraceae.